GAUCUAGAGUGACUGGAGCGCAGCGGCGGAGGCGCAGCGGAGAAUCACAGCAGCACAAACCCACUGCGCUCAUGGCAUCAAGGAGAAUGGAGACCAAACCAGUUAUAACCUGCCUCAAAACGCUCCUCAUCGUCUAUUCCUUCGUGUUCUGGAUCACGGGGGCGAUCCUGCUGGCAGUGGGAUUAUGGGGGAAGUUCAUUUUGGGUCCAUACAUCUCUCUGAUCGCUGACAACUCCACUAAUGCUCCCUACGUGCUCAUCGGGACCGGGACUACCAUCAUCGUGUUCGGGCUGUUCGGAUGCUUCGCCACAUGCCGUGGGAGUCCAUGGAUGCUCAAAUUGUAUGCCAUGUUCCUGUCUCUGGUUUUCCUGGCAGAGCUGGUCGCUGGCAUCUCGGGCUUUGUUUUCCGUCAUGAGAUCAAAGGCACCUUUCUGAGGACGUACACCGAAGCUGUUCAGAAUUAUGACGCCAAGGAUGAGAGAAGCGUCGCGGUGGACAAAGUCCAGAAGAGUUUGCGUUGUUGUGGUGUUCUGAACUACACCAGCUGGUUCUCCAGUGUUUAUUUCCCUGUGAAUGGAAUUCCUCCAAGCUGCUGCGCUAACAUCUCCGACUGCAACGCCUCAGACCUGCGAAACGCCACCAUAGCGCCCACCAAAGUCUAUCAGCAGGGCUGCUAUGAGCUAGUGACGUCCUUUAUUGAGACUAACAUGGGCAUUAUCGCUGGAGUAACGUUUGGAAUUGCAUUCUCGCAGCUGAUUGGAAUGCUGUUGGCCUGCUGUCUGUCACGAUUCAUCACUGCCAAUCAGUACGAGAUGGUGUAGCGGCGUGGGCACAGGCACCGAAGACAUACGACACCUUGGAAAGGGAAAGCAACCCAAAAAUGCUAGCACACUCCAUUCUUUCUCAUCUGUUUUUAUUCUCUCUCUGCUUUUAUCUUUCAUUCUGUCUUUCCUGUCUUCUUUUUUUCUCCCUUCCGUCAUUCCUUAACCAUGCAGUUGUGCCAUGACCAAAGCCUCUCCUUCCAAUACGUCAGCGUUAGCGAGGAAAAGGAAAUGGUUUUAAGACGCACUUCUGUAUUUUACACUGUACAAAGCCUUGCAUGCAGAAACACACACUACAGCUAGUCAUUAGCGUUUCUGUAACGCCACGUCCUAACCGCUCGCAUAAAAGUCAAUCGAUAUUUCAAUCCCUCUCUAGCUGUGUAUGAAAUAUGUUCAGAUUAGCUGUGGUUUUGUCAAUUUGCACAAGAAUUUUCUAUUUCAGACAGAAAAACGGCCUAAUGCCUGGUUGGGACAUAAACACGACUUAAAUGAUUAGUUAUUUAUCAAAUGUUUGGUUUUUUUUUUUUUUUUUUCUUAACUAUCUUCCAUUUUGUCAGCUUAGUUUCUAUUUGUCAUGUUGCACUUGGUAGCUCCGCCCACAGUGAAAUCUCAUUGGUCCAGAUAGCUGUAUAUUACAUAUCAAUGUUCUGAUUGGCUAUUUCGUGGCUUUGCACAGUAUUUUUACUCAGUGUUGGCAUAAUUACUUUACAUUCAAAACUUUGCACACUUGGUUAGGACAUGGUGUUACUUAACCCCUAAAAAGUGACUUCAAUGCAGAUUUGUUAGUUACUUGCUUUUUCGGGAGGAAAAACUAUUAAAAAAGAAAAAAAAGAAAAACAGAUGACAAGAUGUUUUUGUUGUUGUUGCUGUUGUAAAAUCUUUGGCAUAGGGGUUUAUCUCAGAAAUGGCUUUUUUGUCUUUUAUGAUUUGGAUUUAAUUUUUUGCUCCACCGGGUUGAAAAUGACUCGACAUAAUCAUGUACAGUCAAAAACGUCAAUCUUGUCUUGUUGUGAAAGCCAAAAACAAGCAAUUUUCUGCCACAUACAGCCAUGUACAGAACUGAAAUACGUUUAGACUGAAGUGUGAACAUGUGCCCUUAAAACUAGUGGUUUUACACUGUUAUAAGACAAGCAUUUUUCAGGCAAAUUAAAUGCAAUAUUUCACUAACUAAAGUACUAACUAAACGCUGUUUAUUGGGUUAUUUAAUGGGUAAUUCCACAGUUUAUGGAUUGUAGUUACAGUUUUACACCAUAUCUACCUUGUGACACACUGUAUCUGCUAUUAUUUUAUGGUGUAUUACUGUAAGAAUGUAAUCAUCAUCUCUUUCAGCAUUGUUCUUGCUUUACAGCUCAGAAAAUGUUGUUAUUUUCAAGCGGAUGAAUAUUUGCAUGAGAAAUUUGAACGAUAAUGAGAAUUUUGGUAUGACAAAUAUUUCUAAGGACGCUAUAUUGUUUGAAAAAAAAAAAUGUUAGACCUAAAAAAAACUUUUUAAAAAAGUUACCAUUUGUCAAAAUGCUAUAUAUAUAUAUAUAUAUAGAGCGAACGCAAAGUUUCUCGGGGAACAAAAAACUUUUGCGAGAUUUUUGAUUUUUGCCAUAUUUGUUCCACCACCAUGUCCUUUUCGGGAUUCCGUACAACCAGAUCACAGACAAAAAAAAAGUCACGGUAGAGUGAUUAUGCUGGCAGGAGAACAGCUCUAAAAAAACAGAUGUCUAGUUAAAACGCUGGAGAAAUUUGAUUUACAGCUCUAUAAAUGGAAUAAACGCAGAUUUUCUGGAGGUCUGAGUCAGAGGAAUCCUAGAAUCAUCACUCAAGUUCUUCAACUCAGUUGUUCUCAACAUGAGCCAAGCUUUAGUGACCUCUGUUGUUUAUUUAUUGUUUAUUUAUUUAUUUGUGGUAGAAAUCACUGCAGUCUUUUGGCUUUCUUUAAUUUUGAAUUGUUCUGUGAAGUACUGUUAACGAAUUCCAUAUUUACGUGUGUCAAUGUGCAUCUCUUUUUUUUAAAUUUGAUUUUGUGUUGCUGUUUUGCAUGGUUUUCUCAUUUUAUUAUCAUUAUCAUUUUAUUUUCUCUAAUUUUAUUAUCACACAGACUUAUAGCUAUUAUAUUAAUACGUUAACAAUCAUUUCUGCAGCUGCCCCUUGUGUUGAUGGGUCAUUAAGUAUUAGAGUCCAGAAUUCAUAGUCUGAAAACACGUGAUGAACUCCACAUCUCCAGAUAGACGAGUGGAGUAAUAAUAUACUUUGUAUAAUAAAAAUACAACUUUUUAAAAUGCACCACCAGCUAGCAUGCCAACAAUAUGUACGUUGAUAUUGUAAACAACCGUGAUCUCUAUGAAUAAAAUGGUUCUUCGUCGUUA
Molecule: messenger RNA, 3178 nt
Organism: Megalobrama amblycephala (Wuchang bream)
Lineage: Eukaryota; Metazoa; Chordata; Actinopteri; Cypriniformes; Xenocyprididae
Gene: tspan7
Product: tetraspanin 7b
Exons: 8
Coding region: 72-821 (249 amino acids)
Cellular component (GO): membrane
Source: RefSeq, a predicted model, not a curated record